CUGCCGAAGAGGCGAGAGCCACAAGCAGCCACCCGCCACAGACAGAGAGGAGACCAGGGCAAAGAGAAAGGAAAGAGAGAGAGAGAGAGAGACGGGGGAGAUCCCGCCGCCCCAUGCUGUGCUCCAUGGCCAAUGUGGGCCCUCUGCUGCUCCCCCCCCUCCAGGGGCCUCCGCCGCUUCUCUACAUUCCCGAGGGUAACCAAGAGGCCACGCCCCCCCCAGAGGCAAUGGCUCAGUCAUACGCCCCCGGCCAGUACCCCCAACCCCCGCAGAGUGGGAUCCCUGCAGAGUACGCUGUGGUGACGCCCCCACACCCUACGGCAACCUAUGGGGGUCAGUGCGGCCUCUACACGGCCACGCCCACGGCCACGCCCACCCUCAGCGAGCCGUCUGUCACAGUCGCAGACUGCAGUGCAACCACGGCAACGACAGACGGCGUGACACGCUUGGCCACCUCCCCAGAGAAACAGCAGCCCAAGCGGCUGCACGUGUCCAACAUCCCCUUCCGGUUCCGUGACCCGGACCUGCGCCAGAUGUUUGGGCAAUUUGGGAAGAUUUUAGACGUGGAAAUAAUUUUUAAUGAGCGGGGUUCCAAGGGCUUCGGCUUUGUAACGUUUCAAACGAGCGCGGAUGCUGACCGCGCGCGGGAGAAACUAAAUGGUACUAUUGUAGAAGGACGCAAAAUAGAGGUAAACAAUGCGACCGCCAGAGUGAUGACGAACAAAAAGGUGGCCCACCAUCAUACCAACGACUGGAAGCUGAACCCAGUGGUUGGAGGGGUGUAUGGACCAGAGUUAUACGCAGUGACGGGGUUUCCCUACCCGGCCGUCGGGGCUGCAGUGACCUACAGGGGCAGCCAGCUGCGUGGACGGGGCAGGGGCAUCUACAACACGCUCCGCACCGUGGCCCCGCCUCUGCCCAUCCCGGCCUAUGGCGCAGUCGUGUACCAAGAUGGCUUCUACGGGGCAGAAAUUUACGGGGGUUACGCAGCCUACAGAUACGCCCAGCCCACCACCGCUGCCACCUACAGUGACAGUUACGGCAGACUCUACGCGGCAGGGGACACCUACAGCCACGCAGCCUACGCCGUGGGGACCAUGGCUAGCCUAUUCAAAGGAGGCUACAGCCGCUUCUCCCCCUACUAAAAGGGAGUAACCGUAUCCCGGCAACAAAACAUAAAAACGUUAAACGCCGCCUCCUCCUCAGUGGAAAACUAUUUUGAACUAAAAGCUUCUGGGUCAUGGCGCCGCGCCCCCCUCCCGCGCCUGUACGAGACAGGUUUUUUGUUUCGAAAAGUGUCCUCCAGUGACCUUUCUUACGAUGUAAUGCCCAAAUCUCUGUUCAGUUUGUCUUUAUUUUUUAUGAAAUGUGUACUGAUGAUUACUUGGCGCAAAUGGCAUAUUUCUGGUGUCUGUAAUGCAAUUGUUAUAAAUUUAGCCUAAAGAAAAUGACCCCCCACACACACAUAAAACUUGUUUAAACCUGUAGUGUAGAGCAUGUAGUAAUCUGUUGUGAUGUGGCUUAUACUGGGUUAUUGAGUUGUUUCAAAAUUGACACUGAUUUCCCACAAUGCAAAGCUUUACAAAUUGCAUAGAUAUCCCACAAUGCAAAGCUUUACAAAUAGCUUCUGUUAGUUACUCAACUGCAGUCAAGCAGUGGUUCUCCCAGUCCAUGCUGACCACAGGUCUCCGCUGGUCUGUUAUACGGUGUGAGGAUGGUUAAGGUUCAAUCAGGGCUGUAAUUAAUGUGUAAUCAGCAGGUGCUGUUACCCAGCAAUCACUAAGCAAAUACGUCUUAUCCAAAGCAGCUUACACUACAUAGAGUAGCUAAUACGUUUUGUCUGUUAGUGUAACUGGACAAAGCCACGCAAGGGCCUUGCUGGCGGUGUGUCUCCGUAAGCAUGUGUGUCCCUACCGCUUGUUCGCAGCCCCCUGGUACAGUUGAGACAGACUCACGUAACAGAAUCCGGGCGAGCAUUUUCAGAGGGUCGGGGUUCGGUGCCACGUGCCCGCUUUCUCUCUUGCUGCUACGGCUCCCGCGAGCACCACGCCCCCCCCCCAGCAGAGUUUACAGUCUACCGGGAUCACACGGCGUCUCGAGAGAAGCUAACCCGCCCGGGUGUCCCUCAGGGCUGGAGCGGCGGGGCACCGCACGCUGCCUUCUGAGCGUGAGAACGACCGGAGAGUGAUUUCACAGCGGCGCGUAAAUAUCGGAGCCACUCUGUACUCUCGAGUGAAGCUCUGGGCGUACUUUACAAAGCCAUUCUAUCUGCAGGUCGACAGAUAAUACAUGUGCUUUCGUUUCGUUUGUUGAGCGUUUAUCUGCCCUUCCCAUGAAGAGGCUGUAGUCUGUAAGUCUACUAAAAUUUAUAUUCACGUUGUUGUGUAAAAUAUAGUCUUUGAUAUUACUGAUUCUCAGUUUUUGGAACUGAUCGCUACAUACGGUUUACGGAACUCCUUUGACGGUGUCUCCUGGAGCCAAGGGCCUCUUUUUGAAUCUCUAAAUAUGCUCCUUGUGUCUCACAUUAAGGGAAUUGCACCGUAGGUUCGCGUCCGAAUUUACACGCGGAUCGGCGCCUCCGUGCCAACUGCUAGCGCGAGCUCAUUUGCUGAAACUCCAAAGAUUGACGAGAAAUAAAAUGAGCCGAGCAAAGGCAUAAGACUCACAGCCACGAAAACCAGCAGCUGUUCAGGAAUACAACUCACUCCUGCGACUUAAAAAUAAUCGUGAUUGCAUAGUAUCAGUCGCUUUGUGCGUUUCAGUUUUUCUGAGAACAAUUAAAUUAUUUCCGAGGUGUUAUAAGGCUUAUAAUCUUAUUGCUAGAUUAAUUUGUUAUUCAUUCGCAUAUAAAAUUACGAUAGACUGAUCUGGCUAGUAUAUUGUACAAUGGUCUUCCAUUCAUAUAUAGGACAUUUUCAGCUGGUAAUACUAUCAGACUAUUACAACAUAUGUGUGUGUAAAUAUACAUUCAUAUUAUUGAAGACAGUUGUGUACUGUAAUCAUUCUAAAUUUCAUUUAGUGCUGCAUUAUUAUGAUUCUUUUUUAUUCUUGCAUGACAGUAAUUUCUAUAAUGAAAUGUAUAAUUUUUUUUAGAUAACAAGCAAAGUACAUAUUACUGAUUCCGGGUCUCUUUUAUAUUUCACUAUGCCGUCUGUCCGAUGGGUUUUACCUGAGGAUCUGAUAAUGAAGAUGUAAAAUAUGUAUUGUAUGUUAUUGAAAAAGUUCAUUUUUUUAAUAUUUAAAUUUAUGUAUGUAUGCGAGAUUUCAACAGAGACUUCUGGGGUUGUGGAGAAGCAAUCAUUUUGCUACAAAAAUUCUACUUGUGCAAUCGGUAAGGUCUUUAGGUACAAUUAGUGUAUAUUUCUGUAGAGCAUUCUUCAUCCUUCAUGGGGAACAUUACGGUCCAAGGUGACCUACAACUGGCAGUUGGGUUUUGGCUAUAGCAAACGGAAAGAGUUCUUUCAUAGUCAGCUCAUACCUCUGACCUUUGGAUAGAAAACCACGACAUGUCCCGAACCAGAGGGCCUGACACGUCCUGUGAGUUUCUGCUGUCCCGGAACACCCAUAUUAGCCGUUUAGUCAAGUUGUACUGCUGAUGUGCCGCGCAAGUCCACCUCUGUGUUUAUUUACGAAUGUUUGCAUAUGUCUCUUUAUUUUUAGUAAAAAAACAAAAAAGGACACUGUAUUGGGUAACGACGGUCAGCACAAAGGGAAAAAGGUGGAAACGAGGAAGGAGGGAAAAAAAAAUCUUGAAAUACAACGCCAAAAAAUACAAAAAAAUAAUAAUUAAAACGUGGCAAAAGGAACUCCUUCCCUCAGGGCUGGCAGGUAGAGGGGAAGCACGCGGCGUGUUGCCGCGGCAACAUCACAGCAAGCCAAACAAGGGCCACUUUCAUCAGAGACCAGAAGCAGAGGAAACUCAACUUUUUUUCUGUUCUUUAUUAUAUUUUAUGUCGUUAUUACAAGAUCUGUAUAUAUAUGACAGUAUUUAUGACUGUUUUUGGUAAGACAUGGACAGUGCAGGUCCCAUGAGGUUAACGCACUGAGUCCACCGGGAAGAAGGUGGGACAUCCUGUCCAAAGGCCAGUCAUCAACUUGAGGGCAUUUUGCUGCUGACCUUCCUGCGGACUGGACUACAGAUCAGCUUUUGGUGGGAGAGAUGGGGGCGGGACAAUGAUUUGACCUCCCAUAGGUGGCGCUCAUCCUGUGGGUCACUUCCUGUCAGGAAGCUGUGUCAGGGUCCCCCUGCCGGACCCAUGUCCCGGGGGGGGCCUCAUUCCCGGACUUACGCAUGCCAAGCUCGUGACUCAGAUGGGGCUCUUCCGGAUUGGAUCUGGUGUGGACCUGGACCUUUUGCCCAUGGCUGUCCCCGUCGCUGUGCAGUUCUUCCUGAGGUACCUGUGUGGGCAUGUCCAACCGCAACUGGAAAUGCGGCACUGAAACACUGGCCACAUUCCAUGCAUCUCCUUGUCACAAAUGUAACCUUUUCAAUCUAUUGUUGUUGUUUGUUUUUUCUUCAAUAAAUGGUGGUUGUUUUAUGGGAACAUAAACAGUAAA
Molecule: messenger RNA, 4557 nt
Organism: Paramormyrops kingsleyae
Lineage: Eukaryota; Metazoa; Chordata; Actinopteri; Osteoglossiformes; Mormyridae
Product: RNA binding protein fox-1 homolog 3-like
Biological process (GO): regulation of alternative mRNA splicing, via spliceosome; nervous system development
Cellular component (GO): nucleus; cytoplasm
Molecular function (GO): mRNA binding
Source: RefSeq, a predicted model, not a curated record